This is a messenger RNA of Megalobrama amblycephala (Wuchang bream), 3778 nucleotides long. It is a transcript of the gene man1b1a, whose product is annotated as mannosidase, alpha, class 1B, member 1a. Gene Ontology annotation, biological process: carbohydrate metabolic process; N-glycan processing. The transcript is spliced from 14 exons. Gene Ontology annotation, cellular component: endoplasmic reticulum; membrane. NCBI's taxonomy places the organism in Eukaryota, Metazoa, Chordata, Actinopteri, Cypriniformes, Xenocyprididae. Bases 373 to 2385 code for a protein of 670 amino acids. The record is from RefSeq and is a predicted model, not a curated record. Gene Ontology annotation, molecular function: mannosyl-oligosaccharide 1,2-alpha-mannosidase activity; calcium ion binding.
GUGCAUGAGGAUCACGUGAUACACUAAGGAGCUGUCACAUAAACAUUGUCCUGUACACAGCUGUUUGACUAUUAACAGCGAUCAUGCUUAUUUUUUAUACAGAUUGACACAUCACGAUUAGACUGUAUAUCAGCAUAAAUGAGCGUUUUGUGAGAGGAACGCGCGGUUUGUAGGAGAGCAGCGUGAUGGAGGAGAGAUAGAGAUCUGAUAGCCACUCCUGCUGUCACCUACACACUGAGUGUACACUAAUACUACACGAACACUGGAUGGGAUGCAUUGGCUGUGACCUCUUCAUGCAUGUAGAUUCUCUUUCUAACCAGGAUCAGCAAGUUGUCCAGAGAAAGUGUGUUUGAGUGGUGGGCUGUGUUAGAAAUGUACUCGCCACAGAGGAAGGACUUUGUCUCCCUGACGCUGGGAGAGCAACACAGCCACAGCUACACCAACGGCAAGCACCGGAGACAGUCCUGCUGGAGGAAAUGGAAGCAGCUGUCUCGGCUUCAGCGCAGUCUGAUUCUUUUCCUGCUAGCCUUUCUCUUCAUCUGUGGGAUUCUUUCCUAUUCCAGUCUGGCGGAGCAGUGGAGAGGGCUCUCUGACAGAUCGUUGAAGGAGGACUGGGUUGAAAUGGAUAACAGAGGUCUCAGGCCCAUUCCUCCUGGCCUCAUCCCAAAGCUCCCACCAGGAGUUGUCCCUGGGGUCCAGGACGUCCCACCAGAAGUGCUGCCGGAGCUCCAAAGACCAAGCGUUCCAAUACUUCCCAAACCUCCAGCUAUGAGGAAGCCCCCUAGCAAGCGUGGUCCUCCUGCUCUACAGAAGCGAGGGAAUGUGUCAGAUUGGCAGGAGAAAGAUCCCGUGAUCAAGAGGGAAGACGAAGAAGGGAAAGAAGCAAAAACAGUCAUUAGCUGGCGUGGGGCGAUGAUCGAGGCAGAGCAGGGGACAGAGCUUCAGUCCACCGCCCAUGGAAAAGUAGGAACAGUGGCUAAUGCAGAGGGAGCUGCCAGCUUAAAACCAGUCACAGAGAAGCCCGUGGAUCGUGUGGAGGCGGUGCGGGAGGCCUUCAGGCAUGCGUGGAAGGGCUACAAGGCUUUUGCAUGGGGCCAUGAUGAACUGAAGCCCAUAUCUAAGACUCAUGGAGAGUGGUUUGGUCUGGGCCUCACUCUCAUAGAUGCACUAGACACCAUGUGGAUCCUGGGCCUGAAAGAGGAGUUUGCAGAGGCCAGGAAGUGGGUAGAGACAGAAUUAUCUUUUUCCAAGAAUGUGGAUGUGAAUCUUUUUGAGAGUACCAUCCGUAUUUUGGGGGGUCUCUUGAGCACAUACCACUUGUCCGGGGACACACUUUUCCUGGAUAAAGCUAAAGACAUUGGCUUUAGAUUAAUGCCUGCCUUCAAGACGCCAUCUAAAAUCCCCUACUCUGAUGUGAACAUUGGUAAAGGAACUGCUCACCCUCCACGCUGGACCACAGACAGCACAGUCGCAGAGGUGACCAGCAUUCAGCUGGAGUUCAGAGAGCUCAGCCGACUCACGCAGGACCCGCAGUACCAGAAUGCAGUGGAGGAGGUGACCAGACAGGUCCACAGACUGGAGGGAAAGCGUGAUGGUCUGGUGCCCAUGUUCAUCAACACAAACAGUGGGAAAUUCACACGGCGAGGGGCCUUUACGCUGGGGGCCCGUGCAGACAGCUACUACGAGUACCUGCUCAAACAGUGGCUACAGGGUGGCAAGAAAGAGACUGAGCUGCUGGAGGACUAUCUUCAGUCUAUAGAAGGUGUCAAAAAGAAUCUCUUAAGACAGACUUCUACUAGUAAACUGACCUUCGUUGGGGAGCUGUCCAAUGGCCGCCUCAAUCCCAAGAUGGAUCAUUUGGUGUGUUUUCUUCCUGGCACGCUGGCUCUCGGUGCUCACAACGGCCUGCCCGCUGAUCACAUGGACCUGGCUCUGCAGUUGAUGGAGACGUGCCAUCAGAUGUAUGCACAGAUGGAGACGGGCCUGAGCCCAGAGAUCGCUCACUUUAAUCUGCAGAACCACAACGGACGAGACAUCGAUGUGAAGCCUGCAGACAGACACAACUUGCUGAGACCCGAGACUGUUGAGAGUCUGUUCUACAUGUAUAGAUUCACCAAGGACAGCAAAUACAGGGACUGGGGCUGGGACAUACUGCAAAGUUUCAACAAGCACACCAGAGUCCCCAGUGGGGGCUACACCUCCAUAGGUAACGUCCGUGACCCAUUGAACCCCGCACCCAGAGAUAAGAUGGAGAGCUUCUUCCUGGGCGAGACGCUGAAGUAUCUCUUCCUCUUGUUCUCUGACGACAACGAGCUGCUCAGUCUGGAUAAGUACGUGUUCAACACUGAGGCCCAUCCGCUGCCCAUAUGGCCCUCAGCCUCAUGAGGGGGGAAGAAGCCAGAAUCAUGCCAGUCCUCUCUUGCAGUGAUGUUUGGGUUUCAACAAAAAAUGAUGCAGGUUUCCACAGGAAGAACCCCUCAGAGCUGCUCUGCAGGAAUGUUUCUGCUCUAAACUGAGGUGGCAGGUUAUGCAUCGACCUUUAACUGUGCACUUGAGCUUUAUUCAAAUGCGGUGAGAAUCUUUAUUCACCCAGAAGAACAGGUUUGGUGGAAGUGUUACUCAUUAUUUGUGGUGAAACAUCUCAAAUAUUGGUUCCUCUUUUUACUCUAUAUUUAACAAGACUUCACUUGCAUUUGAGCUCAUGGGACAACUGCAAAGUGUUGGACGAGCUCAUGCAGCUGCCACAAUUUUUAGAUGUCUCAUCUUCCAUAUUUGGGACAGAAACAUUAGUGUCAGCUCCGUAAAUCACAAGGCAGACUGCUGAAAUCACACACUGUGAAAAAUGCCAAGCACUUUGUAAAAUGAAGACUUCUUUUUUUUGUUAACGUUGUUAUUUCUACACAUAUAGAUGGAUGUUCUCGAUGUGAGUGCCUCACCUUUAUUUUUGCAGGCUGUUACAGAAGGAAACUGCGUGUCAAUUUCUAAAUGUCUCCCUUUUGUGAGAGUCAGGAUGCAUUAGGGAACAUAUUGGGUACUUUACAGAUCAUCUUGAGAUUUAUUUGGUAGCCCUCUGGGAUUGUGUAGUUUUCUGUUAUUUAUGUUGACUUUAGUGAGCGUACUUCAGCGAACGCUAAUGAUUUGAUGUAGCGGAUGCCGCCCGAAGCCCUGCUUGUGUUACUACGCUGUAGAUUUACGUUAUUAUCUACAAAUUUUGGAAGCUGUUGCACAGCACUGGAUGCUGUGAUGCUACGUUUAGCUGAUCAAACGUGUAUAUAUGUUCAUUUAUUAUUUAAUUCUAAUUUCACAGCACAACUAAUUGAAAACAUUGCUUGAAGGAUAAACUAUUUCUCAUCGACAGUCAAGAUCACUUCUGAUAUUAAAGCUACAAAAUUUCCCUUGUCAUAUUAGAGUGCAGGCAUACUCUAUAUCAGCCCACUGCCAUCUGUUUUUAAUAUGUUAGAUGAUUGUAGACAGGUUUGAAACGAUUCAAUGAAUCACUCACCCAACAAUGAAAUGAAAACGUCGUCAUAUAUACACCCUCACGUCGUUCCAAACGCGAAUUACAUUCUUUCUUCCUGGUCAAUUCUGAAUUCAUUUCUCCUUUUUUGUUCCAAGAAAGAAGGUCGUACAGGUUUGGAACGACAUGAGGGUGAGUAAAUGAUCACAGAAGUUUGAUUUUUAGGUGAACUGUCUUAUGAUAAAUCCUUAAUUUAGGUCCUUUAUUUGGUUUGAUAUUUAUGGAAGCUUGUUUCCAUUACUGGACAAAAAAAAUAAAUAG